This is a messenger RNA of Oncorhynchus tshawytscha (Chinook salmon), 1489 nucleotides long. Its product is annotated as transcobalamin-1. The record is from RefSeq and is a predicted model, not a curated record. Bases 360 to 968 code for a protein of 202 amino acids. The transcript is spliced from 8 exons. Gene Ontology annotation, molecular function: cobalamin binding. Gene Ontology annotation, biological process: cobalamin transport. NCBI's taxonomy places the organism in Eukaryota, Metazoa, Chordata, Actinopteri, Salmoniformes, Salmonidae.
AGGCACUGCAGGCAUCUCACAAUUUAGUAUUUGGCAUUACAAUGCGUGACAAUGAGUUGGCAUGAUAGCACUUGUAAACAGAUUGGCACCCAUGCCACAUACCAGUUCAAAACAUGUGUUACACAUACAUUACACAAUAACUUGAGAAAGAGGGAAGAGGAAAUACAUUUCUUUCCUUGUCAGAAACUCCCCAGAUAAGGAGUGGCUACCGGUUCAACAUAAAACCUCUGCUGUUGCUGGUUCCUGGGAUCCUGACUGAAAAGUCUUCCAUUGAGUUGGUGGUAGUCAACAGCAUCUCAAACACACCCAAUAAGACCUACAGUACUGAUGUCGCAAUCAGAGGGGUCCUUAUCGGUGCCAUGAGAAGACUGCAGGAGACCACUGCAGGAUUCAAUUUCACCUACACAGAGGACCGCAACUAUGGUCCCUUCCUGGUGAGUGUGAAUGGUGUAGCCGGGAACAAUACUGAAAACACUUUCUGGGAGCUCCUUGUUCAGACUGGGGGGAAUGGGACCACAAUCAGACCUGAUGUGGGUAUUGGCUGUUACAUCCCUGAACCAAAUGACCGCAUCAUCCUAAAAUUUACUGAGUUCGUCUCCGGCUCGCACUCCGUGAGUGGCAACAGUUCGAAUCCUGGGAACCUCACAGCAGCAAAAACUUCCAGACUAGAUUCCAUUGAGCUUGUGGUAGUCAACAACAUCUCAAACACCACCAACAAGACCUACAGUACUGACAUUGCAUUCAGAGGGGUCCUUAUCGGUGCCAUGAGGAGACUGCAGACCAAUUCAGGAUUCAAUUUCACCUAUACAGAGGACCCCAACUAUGGCCCCUUCCUGGUGAGUGUGAAUGGUGUGGCUGGGAACAAUACUGAGAAGACUUUCUGGGAGCUCCUUGUUCAGACUGGGGGGGAAUGGGACCAUAAUCAGACCGGAUGUGGGUAUUGGCUGUUACAUCCCAAAACAAAAUGACCGCAUCAUCCUGAAUUUUACAAAGUUCACCACAAACUCCGCAAGUGGCAGUUGUACAAAUCCUGGUGUGUUGUUGUUUUUGGUGGGUUUGUUUUUUUGUUUUCUAAUCUAAGCUUAACCCUUGCCUCAGUGACUACCAUACAUAACCCUAAAACACUAUCUAAGCCCAUACCUUAGUCACUACUAUACCACACCUUAUUAAGUCACUAAUUAACUCCAUACCUUCGUCACUACCAUACCACACCGUAUUAAGUCACUAAUUAACUCCAUAUCUAACCCUAAGUCACUUACUAACUCAUUAGCAGGGAAGUUCACUUGCUUAAUACAUCUAAAUCGGCAGAUAAAUAUGUGGGUUUUGUUGUUUUCUGUGAGUAUGAUUUUCAACCAGUGUAAAAGUUAUUGUGUGAUCAUGUUGGAAUAGACAGUAGCUCCUGAUCAAUAUUGUUUUGUGAUUUGAAAAUGUGCCACAGUUUUGUUUUAAUACAAUUUGUCAUUCAAAUAAAAAAACAUGUUAAAUGAAA